GACACAAAUUUUUAAAAAAGAAAAAUAACAAGUUUAAACUUUUACUCCAAGCUUAUAAUGAGGCAGUUACAAACUUGAGAUCUCUCCCUCCACCCUUUCCCUUUCCCUUUCUUUCUCAGUUUCUUAAGAAUUCAUUCAGAUUGAAGCCCCUUCUCACCAAACCAAACCCAUCUCCACCUUCUCUAGAAGAAAAAUUUGGGAAUUUGGUGUGGUGGGUUGGUUUGAAUCUGAGAAAAAUGUCACGGAGAGAUCUAGAAGGUGGCAGAGGAAGCAAGAGAGCAGCAUCAAAUGCUUAUGAUCCAGAAACCCAUUGGACAUCAUGGCUUGUGCCUCUGUUUGUGGCGGUCAAUGUUGUUCUUUUCAUUGCCGCCAUGUAUGUUAACAAUUGUCCUCGUAAGAAUCCUGGCUUUGAUGGUGACUGUGUCGCCAGGUUCCUGGGUAGAUUCUCCUUUCAGCCUCUCCGGGAGAAUCCACUGUUUGGACCUUCUUCUGCGACGUUAACAAAGAUGGGAGCUCUUAAGUGGGACGAUGUUGUGAAUCGUCACCAGGGAUGGAGACUUUUCACAUGUAUUUGGUUACAUGCUGGAAUUAUUCAUUUGGCAGCAAAUAUGUUGAGUCUGGUUUUCAUUGGCAUUCGCCUUGAACAACAAUUUGGGUUUGUGAGGAUAGGAAUCAUUUACCUGUUGUCCGGAUUCGGUGGGAGUGUAUUGUCAUCUCUAUUUAUUAGAAACAACAUCUCCGUUGGUGCUUCUAGUGCUUUGUUUGGACUUCUUGGAGCAAUGCUCUCAGAACUUAUCACAAACUGGAGUAUUUACUCCAAUAAAGCAGCUGCUUUGCUCACACUAGUCCUUAUUAUUGCUGUCAAUCUUGCCAUUGGCAUGUUGCCACAUGUUGAUAAUUUUGCUCAUAUAGGAGGAUUCCUAGCAGGAUUUCUUCUUGGUUUUAUUUUCCUACCCCGUCCUCAAUUCGGGUGGUCAGAGCAGCAACAUCUUCCUACUGGUGUUCGUGUAAAAUCAAAGUACAAGGCUUACCAAUAUGUUCUAUGGAUUGUCUCUGCUGUUCUAUUCAUCGCUGGGUUAUCCAUUGCUUUAGUGAUGCUGUUUCGCGGUGAGAAUGGAUAUGAUCACUGCCAUUGGUGUCACUACCUAACGUGUGUACCUACUUCUAAAUGGAAAUGCGAUGACAGUUAAACAAAGGGCAUGAGCUAUUCCUGUUUCUUCCAUGUAUAGGUAUAGCUAUAGCUUUUACAUAUUGGGUUGUUUACUUUAUACUUUUCUCCUUUGUUAAUUCGUUUAAAAAUCAGUUUUUGUGGUUUGUAUGUGGGUUUAUGUGUAUUCAUGUGCACAUUUAUAUAUAAAGAAAUUUACUUUUGUACAUGAAA
Molecule: messenger RNA, 1381 nt
Organism: Lotus japonicus
Lineage: Eukaryota; Viridiplantae; Streptophyta; Magnoliopsida; Fabales; Fabaceae
Product: RHOMBOID-like protein 2
Exons: 5
Coding region: 237-1190 (317 amino acids)
Biological process (GO): proteolysis
Cellular component (GO): membrane
Molecular function (GO): serine-type endopeptidase activity
Source: RefSeq, a predicted model, not a curated record